Messenger RNA from Aspergillus versicolor CBS 583.65, 1209 nucleotides. Its product is annotated as putative integral membrane protein. Gene Ontology annotation, cellular component: membrane; endomembrane system. NCBI's taxonomy places the organism in Eukaryota, Fungi, Ascomycota, Eurotiomycetes, Eurotiales, Aspergillaceae. The record is from RefSeq and is a predicted model, not a curated record. Bases 199 to 930 code for a protein of 243 amino acids. The transcript has 7 exons.
GGUGGACGACGAUGUCUAGAUAUUAAUGUUAUCUUUUCAUUUUGAUUUUUUUUGAUUUUUUUUUCGCUCUCUGCAUUUUGUUCCAUUGUUAUCUCUCUCUGCUUGCUUGACAGUAUUUAAGCCUGUAGACCUGUGUUAUUUUUAUACUGUUAUCGCCUAUCUACCUUAUCCUCAGACCUCCAGAUAACAACUGCUAUCAUGUCUCCCUCGAUUACCAAAAUGCACCCAUUGCAGCGGCUACCCAGCCCUUCAAGAGGGGUUUCGGCAUUAGUUCAUGCAUCCGGACUAGCCAGUUUUAUUUGGUCUUUCAAAUAUAUGCACGAUAAUCCUAACUUUGCCAACGAAGCAUACGGAUGGCACUUCCAGUACCUGACCGUCAUUGGGCUAUCGCUCGCGACAAUCACCUUUACCUUUGGCCUUCUGGCUGAUAUUACCCUCUCGCCGCGGUUAUUCUUACUCAAGAAUAUAUUGUCUAUCUGUAGCGCUCCUAUGGAAAUCCUCAUUAGCAUUCUUUACUGGAGCCUUCGCCUUAUCGAUGAACGCCUCGUCAUUCCUGAGUGGGCAGUUAUACCCAUGAGUGCUGACAUCAGCUUCCACGCAAUCCCAUCAAUCGUCUUCCUGAUAGACCUUCUCUUCCUCUCUCCACCCUGGACAAUCACUAUCGGCCCCGCCCUCGCCCUCUCCAGCACCAUCGCAGUCAGCUACUGGUUCUGGGUAGAACGCUGUUUCCAGCUCAACGGAUGGUACCCUUAUCCAAUCUUCGAGCAAGUCCCCUUCGAAGGCCGCGUCGGGCUCUUUGUCCUCAGUGCCGUCGUAAUGGCUCUCAGCACCGCAACCCUGAAAUGGCUCCACGGCCGUGUUAAUGGGUUUGGCACGUCGGUGAAGCCUCAGGCUCGACCGGGUGCUGUUAAGGCGAAUGGGAAUUUGUAAGGGUUAUGUUUUCUAACUGGGUUGAACCGAGUAUACGGCACCACCUAGGUAGCGAACUACCGCCGUCUAGAUAACCUUGUUUUUGACCUCGCUACCACUGCAGGAAAUCGUAAUCGAUAUGGCCUGGUGAGACUUCGGGGCGUUGUCAUUGCAUAUAUAUACGAUAGGGAAGCGAAGAACAAGCGCAUACAUAGUAUAGAAUCAACAUAAAUAAAUAAAUAUAUAUAUAUAUAUAUAUAUAUAUAUAUUAACUCCAAAAGUUCAAAGAAAUAACUUUCC